This is a messenger RNA of Ustilaginoidea virens, 2646 nucleotides long. RefSeq lists its product as uncharacterized. The record is from RefSeq and is a predicted model, not a curated record. The transcript has 3 exons. Bases 1 to 2646 code for a protein of 881 amino acids. Lineage: Eukaryota; Fungi; Ascomycota; Sordariomycetes; Hypocreales; Clavicipitaceae.
AUGUCGCCGACCUUGGCAGACGAGGAUAUCGAAAAGCUCUUCUCGGGGGCACCCCAGUUCUUCGCCCGGAACGAGAGCCACUUCUACGGCGCCCCUCACCCCAGCAUCGCCUUUUUGUUUGACGAGGAGCUGGAAAUCAGAGACUUGACCGACCACGUUCAAAUCGAAGACAAGGCGUGGAGCUCAAUCACGGCGUGGCCGCACCUGACCAGGGACAUUGAGCACGAUGCUGCCGCCAGGAGGCAGCAGCAUGACCGACACAAAGCUCACUUCCAUGUCAAGUGCCGGGAGCGCCCCAACAUGAUAAGCAUGUCCGGCUUGGAAAAGGGGACCAUGGGUUACCAAGCCGCCCUGGAACUACCUACCGGGGACUCUCUCGAGGAGGAACAGUUCGGGUUCGAAAGCCUAGGCACCAAAGCCAAGGUGAUUGUGGACGCCAGGGAUCAAAUCAUGUCGCCCAAUGGCAUGCUACGCCGUCUACCAGAGCCGGAACUGCUGGACAGGCUCAGGCGCAACAGCGAGGUGUACCGAGAUAAUGACUUGAGGAACAGGACUGCGGUGGAGACGUACAAGGAUCUUUUCCACAGCUGCAUGCGGCCCACAAGCACCGUCGUGGACCAGGCCAACCAUUACAGCCUCAACAACCAAAUCCGCGCCUUGCUGAGAUGCCUCGGCGUGGCGAACGUCUGGAUCGACUUCUCACGCGUGGAAUGGAGGAUACGGCUGGGCCAGGUGCUGUGGGGGGAAAACGACGGGGACGAGCUAGACGACGACACGGCCAUUCACGACACGGACGACGCCAAGGAGCGUGCCGAGGAAAAAUACUGGCUGCUGAUGCAGAUUCUGCUGGCAACCGAGCUGCUCAUCCGGCUGGACGCCGUCACCGAAGGCAUCGAGUAUGGUGUGAGUGGAGUGCGACCGAUUGACGUCGUCCAUUUCGAGCGCGCAGCCUCCCAAACCGUCAAGUGGUCCCUGUUGCUGGCUAGGAGCUGGCUUGACAACAUUGACAUUGUCAGGGAGGACGACUCCUCGUCACUGCAACAACGCCCGCCUGCGCCACGUCGCGGGAGCAGCUGGCUCGCAGCACUGGCCAGCAAGAUGACCAACAAGCACCACAAGAAGAACAGCGUGCCACCAUAUCACUUCACCAUCAAAGGCCGCCACGGGCAGCGGCAAGUCGACGGCCUGACCCAUUUUGCCAAGAAGCUGAUGUGGCCGGGAAUAGACCGGUACGAAACCAAGAUAUCGGAAAACGCGCAACUGGCCGUCGAGGAGACGCCUGGGCGGAGGGCGAGCUCGUUGUCCAUACAGUCGCUGCAGUCCAACUGCGGUGCCUGGGACAUCACCUGCAACCAUGGGAAACGCAAGGGUCGCGCGCAGGCCCAACGCAGGAGGCUAGCAGCAGCGUUGCACGAGUCGGGCUGGUUGACGAAAUCGUACGUGUUUGGACUAGUGCUGCCUGGCGACUCGUUGUAUCACUAUCUCAUGGCCACCCUGCUGGAGAACGACACGGAAGCAAUGGCCAAGCUGGGCCCGUUUGCCAAUCUUUCCGGAGGGUUCGUGUACUCGGGGAAGAGUUUCUGGAGCACCAGCUGCAUCGUCGGCCGCGUCCUCGCCGCCGGCAAAGGAGCAGCGGACUGCAUGGGCUGGAUCUCUACCGACGUGCUGCCAGAGGGCAUCGAAGACGGGUGGCUGACGAUAGAGGUGGAAGAUGUCGCAGAAGACGUGGCCCAACUGGGCAAGAAGGCAAGGUUGUGGGGCAAGAAGAAGGUCGAGCGUGAAUCGUCAAUUCUGGGCAACGGCAAGGAGAACUUUAUCAAGGCGGCAGACUUUGUCAUACCCCACGAGAACAAGUACGCGACGCCUCCGCCGACCGUCUACGCCGAGCUCCUGUCCCUCGAUCUCACCUCGCCCGCAGAGCUCGUCCCCGCCACACCCUUGUCGGAGAUGGUGCCGACUCCGACGGUGGAACACUGCACCAAGUGCCCCGAGCUGGUGUCGUAUCCAGCAUGCCUCAAGUUCUUCGUCUCCGUCGGAGGAGGCAAAGAAGAAGAGUUUGUUUUCCCGUUGAUGUACGAUGUCAACUUUGUCACAGCGCAUCCUUGCGCCCCGUCGCAAAGAGUCAGGGUCGUCAAGUCUCCGGCCAGCCCUACGGCUCUGCAAAUGAAGAGCUUUGGGGACGUUGCGGGGGGCGGCUCGAGAUGCAGAUUCAGGACAGGCCACCCACUUCAUACCUUCUACGAGUUCACCGUCAUCCACAUCUCGGAGCUGGUUCAAAAGCCGCGCACGACGCUGGCCGAGUUUCUAGUAGACCCGUCGCUGGGAAAAGGCGGGACGAACCGAGUCUUGGUGAUUGACUGCAUUACCGGGUUUGCCGAGCAGCCUCAAUCGCCCGCGUUUGAGAGGAUCAUGACGCCGUCGUCGUCGCCGAUACUGGACAGGAAAGGAAGCUUCUCUGCGGCGGCUCGCAUGCACUUGGAGUCUCAGAAGCGGCAGUUUGGCUCCGACAUGGAGAUUAUGGUCAGGGCCAUGUGUGCGCAGAGAGGCUGGAACGCCAUCAUCAGCCGGAGGAAGAGGAGCUGCCUGGCUUGUGCGAUUCGAGAGGCCGGGGCCUUGGCCUGGAAAGUCAUUGUCCGGGUGCCAUGA